Molecule: messenger RNA, 663 nt
Organism: Exophiala bonariae
Lineage: Eukaryota; Fungi; Ascomycota; Eurotiomycetes; Chaetothyriales; Herpotrichiellaceae
Exons: 1
Coding region: 1-663 (220 amino acids)
Source: RefSeq, a predicted model, not a curated record
AUGCAUUUCAUCGGCAGCGUAAGUGUCCUCAUGAUGGCGGCAGGCACCGCCUUCGCCAUUCCACAUCCCUCCAUCAACACCAACAAACUCAGCACUCGCGCAAGCGACCCAGUCCAACAACUCAUCGCCAUCGCACCAGGCUCCACCACCUGCGACGGCGCCUCCUUCCCAGACGAGUGUGCUGUGUCUUCAACAGAAGUCGUCAAUGCCCUUGUCUCCGGCUUCGCGAAAUACAACAUCAACACGGCCGCCGAACAAGCCGCCCUCCUCUCGUGGAUGGCCUUCGAGUCCGGCGACUUCAAGUUCAACCGCAACCACUUCCCGGCGCCCGGACGACCCGGCCAAGGAACACGCGCGAUGCUCAUGCCGAACUUCGUCCAGGAAUAUGCCGCCAGCAUCCCCGAGUUGAGCGCGCAGGUCGCGGCCGCGGGCUCGGAUCCGGCGAAGGUGUUGGAUCUGGUUCUGUCCGAUCAGUAUGCUUGGGCGGCCGCCUCGUGGUACUAUAGUACCAAGUGUUCGGCGGCGCAGAAGGCACAGGUUCUCAAUGGUGGGCUGCAGGGUUGGCAGGAUGGGUUUAUUACCGGCUGUGUCCAGACGACGAAUACUCCAGAGCGUCAGGCUUAUUGGUCGAGGGCACGCCAGGCGUUGGGUGUUCCUGUCUAG